AUGCAGAAGCAUUUAUCUCCCCUGCUCGUUUGCGUUCUCGUUUACCUGUCCAGUCAAGGUGUGGGCGGCAGAUACCUCAACAGCUUGCCAGGUCUGGAAGAUACCUUUGUCGACAUCGGAAAUGAGCCCAAAGAUGUAUUCAAGAGAUCGCCCCUUCUCGAUGAAAUCAGUGGGCCUCUCAGUCGAAACGUUCGAGCCGUAGAUGAACAAGCUCGAAGUUCCUUGGUGUACGCUAGAAUGAAAAUUCUUCUGUCCCUCCUGAGGAUAUUGCUGGCAGGUAGCCUACAGGUGGAAAUCUUCCAGUUCAACAACUGGGACAAGACAAUCAAGAUUGACCAGUUGUUUUAUGUGAGGCCCAAGACAAUCUGGGAGGUGAGUCUGCCUUGCAUGUCUGUUUGCUCUUGU
Messenger RNA from Candidula unifasciata, 405 nucleotides. The record is from the annotation of a GenBank genome assembly. NCBI's taxonomy places the organism in Eukaryota, Metazoa, Mollusca, Gastropoda, Stylommatophora, Geomitridae.